Molecule: messenger RNA, 1449 nt
Organism: Adineta ricciae
Lineage: Eukaryota; Metazoa; Rotifera; Eurotatoria; Adinetida; Adinetidae
Source: the annotation of a GenBank genome assembly
AUGGCAGCAGGGAAUAAUAAAACUCGAUGUAUUACAUGCGAUAAGGAAAAACGCACAGUCAGAUGUGAGGGUUGUCUGCAAUUGUUCUGCUACGAUCACCUGACAGAUCACCGACAAGAAUUGAAUAAACAACUAGAUCAUAUUCAAUUGAACCGCGAUGUCUUUCGACAAACGCUUAACGAACAAAUGAACCAUCCGCAAGUUCACUUGUUGGUGAAGCAAAUCAAUACGUGGGAAUUGGACUCGAUUAAAAUUAUUCAACAGACGGCCAAUGAAUGUCGACAAUUAUUGAUUGAACAUAGAAAUGAACAUUUUAAUCAAAUUGAAGCUAGUUUAAACAAAUUAACGGACGAACUUCGAGAUAUCCGGCAGGAAAAUGACUUCAACGAGAUCGAUUUACAUCAAUUCAAUGAGAAGUUGAAGAAACUGGCUGAAGAACUGGACAAACUAUCGAAUUUUUCAUUUCAACAAGAUCCAGCACCACUGAUUUACAAAGUUUCAGUUGCUCUAGCAUCUGAUUGUGUCAUAUCUCCAAAGACGAUUAACAACAAUACGAAGUGGAAACACAACGGAUCGACCAUCGCUGGCGGCUAUGGGGAAGGCAGUCAAUCGAAUCAACUCUAUUGGCCUUAUGGAAUUUACGUCGACGAAGAAGAUCAAAUGAUUUAUGUCGCUGACUAUGGGAAUGAUCGAAUCGUUAAGUGGAAACAUGGUGCUUACUAUGGUCAAGUUGUGGCUGGUGGCAAUGGAAGAGGUACGCGAAAAGAUCAACUGAACCUUCCGACUGAUGUAAUUCUCGACAGGAAGAAUGAUUCAUUUAUAAUUUGUGAUUAUGGAAAUCGUCGGGUCGUCCGUUGGCCGCGUCGUCAAGGUAAAAGUCAACAGACAAUUAUUUCUCAUGUGGCUUGCUCUCGUUUGACAAUGGAUAAUAAUGGUGAUCUCUAUGUUUCUGAUUGGGAGAAGAAUGAAGUGAGACGAUGGUCGAAAGGUGAUACCAAUGGAACGGUCGUCGCAGGUGGCAAUGGUAAAGGAGAAGAGCUCAAUCAAUUAAAUUCACCUGGUUACAUUUUUGUCGACGACGAAUAUUCGGUUUAUGUCUCCGAUGCCAAUAACAAUCGAGUGAUGAAGUGGGCAAAAGGUGCAAAGGAAGGUGUGGUAGUUGCUGGAGGACAAGGCGAAGGAAAUGCUUUGACACAAUUAUCUCACCCACAGGGACUUCUUGUCGAUAAUUCGGGUAAUAUCUAUGUAGCAGAUUCCGGCAACGAUCGUAUCAUGCGCUGGACGCAGUCGUCUCGGGAAGGCACCAUUGUAAUCGGUGGCAAUGGGCAAGGCAAGCAGCCAGAUCAAUUUAACUAUCCCGACGGUUUAUCUCUAGAUCAACAAGGCAACCUCUACGUAGUCGAUUGGGGCAAUAAUCGAGUGCAAAGAUUUGUUCUUGAUGUUGAUUAA